AUGAGAAAUCACCGUGGCGUGUUCGCCAUUUCAAUACUGGUGCGUACGGCUCUGGGACAGAACAGUACUAACACGGGUGUGGGCGAUGUGAUUGCUGGAGUUAUCGGCGCAACAUCUGUCAAUGGAUCUUCAGCAACACAACCUAUAGCAGUCGUCAAUAGCACGUCUGGAGGUGCUGCUGUUCCGGCUGGGCUUCCUGUUACAAGCUUCCCAUACAGCAAUCCGAGUCCGACAUGGACUGUUGCGGCCAGCGGGACAGGAUCCGCGUAUGCAGUGGCUUGCAAUGUCGAGAAUGUGCUCUACUCAUAUCUCACCGAGUCAGCAUCUCAGUACGGCGAGAAGGUGGCUAGUACGAGUUACACAACUGUUACAAGCUACACUGCGACCGUGACCACCCUUUGCGAUGGCCACGAGCGAGUUCUGGGUUCGCUUACAGCCGUGUCAACGGUGACUAACAGCACAGUCUUUUCUUUGCCUGUAACGACGAAUAUACCCUCGCCUUCCUGUGCAGUCAACCCGGACGACUACACCACAUACGUCUCCAAUCCUUGGCUCGACGCGUCUGUGAACAGCCCACAAAUAACCUUGGUAGUGUCUCUCGAUGCUUCUCUGACAGCAGUGACCGUCAACGGCUCUUCUACAGCGCUGCCUGCUGCUACCAACCCACCCAAGCUCACCAUAGACGGCACAACUUUCGCCGCCAACGAUGAGUCCACGUAUCUCGUCCAGAUCGACUGGAAUUCGAUGGAACCUUACAGCGCUGGAGAAGAGUUCACGAUGACACAGUACGGCGAUAAGUUGAUCUAUGACGCUCCACAGCUCAUCACAGCGUCUACGACCCAGACAGCGGAUCAGAGCAGUAUCACACAAUCAGUGUCUGGCGGCAUAGGCACAGUCAUCGCCGCAAACACGUCCACUUCUACGAACUGCCCUUGUACGAUUGCAGGCCAGAACGUAAGGCUUCUGUACUUCCCAUUCACGUCAAGUGCAUCGCGAGAUCAAUGCCAGACAGGUCUUGCACAAGGCACUUUAUGUCCCUACGCCGGCGCCACCGUUAUAAAUGCCCAGAACUCCCUCUCUAUCGCUAUUGAGGAGCAAGUCGAUCAGGGAUCAGUCUGCCCGUACGUGCCGCUCAACUACACCAGCACGAAGAACAGUGGACCUUAUGUUGUGUCCUCUGGAACAACAUUCUACGAGAACAGAGCAUACCUUGCUUUCGAUGUCAUGUCUGCCACUCGAGGUUGCGGUUAUGGUGAUGCGGUUUCUGGUCGUUUGGGCACUACUGAUAACCUGGCUACCACGAGGUAUGUUGGUUCGACGUAUACCGAUGGCUAUCUUGAGCUGCCAUCUUCAGAUCUCUAUUCUGGUUGCGGAUACUCGUACUUCUAUGAUGCUGUUGGCUAUAGCUUCAACUAUGCAGACCUCAACGAACCCGUUCCCGCGAGUGCUUUCCUCUGCCAACCUGCCUGCUUCGAAGCCGUCGCGUAUUCAACAUCAACACUCCAGUACGGCGACUAUCUCAACGGCCAGCUAGCUGACCCUGGUUUCUGCAAGAUCAUCCUGGAAAGCGAGUACAAACCACAACUACUAGUACCACCGCAAGCCAGGACUCUCGACCCAGAAUGGUCUACAUGCGUGUUAAAGCUCGAGGGACUGUACGAUCCGCCUGUUGCACUUCAGCAGGUGGUAUCUGAAGCAGCGCCGACCGUGCCUGCUGGUGCGACUACCACAGGAGCGUCACCGGCAUCUACACCUACUUCACAAGAUGCCCCUCAGACGAGUGCAGCUGCCGACAACCUUCCAACGACCACCCCGGUAGCUCAGGCGGGCAACGACAAUGGUGGGAGUCAGUCUAUUGCUGGCCCAUCUACACCGACAGUGCAGGCUCCUGCGACUCAAGCACAAGCAUCUCAAGGACAAGCUUUGUCGGGUAACGCAGACCCAGCCACUUCGCAGCCAGGCAGUCAAGCAGUUUCGAACGUAGACCCCGGCUCUUCUGCGGCGCUCAGCUUUACCUUUGCAGGCAGUAUCUACGUCGUAAGUGGCGCUGGAGCUUCAGCGGUGGCCGUCGAUCCGAGCACUAACGACGGUCUAUCGCAGAGUCAAGCCUCAGCAGUCGUGGGAGGCCAGACUGUCCAGGCCACACAGAUCUAUGGUGAACAAUCUGCUGUGAUUGUGGCAGGAUCGACGCUAUCUGCUGGAGGCGCAGCUGUCACGGUGGGGAACACUGUAUUCAGCUUAGCGAGUGGUGGUCUGGUUGUAGGCGGUACCACGAACGCCCUUCCAACUGCUGGUGCCGCUUCUGCAACACAAGUGGGUGGUGAGGCUGUUGUACCAACGACUCUGGCUAGCGGACAGAGUGCUGUGGUGGUGAAAGGGUCUACUCUAUCAGUCGGCGGCUCACCAAUCACAGUCAGCGGUACAGUGGUCAGCCUGGCCUCUGGUGGUCUAGUCGUUGGCGAGAGUACCAAUGCUCUACCAGUAGCUGGUGGGGCCUCAGAGACACAGAUCAAUGGCCAAGACUUUCUCCCGACCAAUCUAGCUGGGGGCCAGACUGCUUUAAUCGUAGCUGGCACCACAUUAUCCGCCGGUGGUUCAGCAGUAACAUUCAGCGGUACAGUGGUCAGCCUAGCAUCUGGAGGGUUAGUGGUAGGGGGGACCUCAAAUGUUCUGCCACCGCCUGGUGGAGCUUCUGCUACCACCAUCAAUGGCCAAGCCGUGGUCCCAACAACUCUGGCAGAUGGCGCAAGUGCCGUAGUUGUCGACAGUACUACGCUGUCCAACGGUGGAGCAGCCCUCACUGUUAGUGGGACCGCUUUGAGUCUUGGCUCUGGUGGCCUUGUGGUUGGUGGCACACAGACAGUCCCGCUGAGCUCUGGAAGUGAAUCGAUGUCAUCCAGGCUUCCAACGACUACUGGAAGAUCAUCUGGCACCGCAGGUCCUGCCGGAGCAUCGAGCACAACGACCUCGGCUGGAAGUGCGAGGAUUACUGUCUCAAUAGUGUCAAUGAUAGCAGCUAUCGCCGCGCUUAUAUAUAAUUCGCGGUACCAAGUGUGGAACACACACCCAUGA
Molecule: messenger RNA, 3072 nt
Organism: Recurvomyces mirabilis
Lineage: Eukaryota; Fungi; Ascomycota; Dothideomycetes; Mycosphaerellales; Teratosphaeriaceae
Exons: 3
Coding region: 1-3072 (1023 amino acids)
Source: RefSeq, a predicted model, not a curated record